AUGACGCUGUCCAGUGCUCCACCUCUGCGCAGGGGAAGCACCCCGGUGCCAAUCAAGCACCAGCUGAGGCGGGAGGAGGCCGUCAACGAGGACUGCGAUUGGACGUCGGGCCUUGGCGGGCAGUCGCCUCCGCCAAUCAGCUUUUGCCCGGCUCCAGAGGAGUUUGGGGGGCCCCCGGGGGUGGACGCCGGCGGCAGACAUGGGGGCCCCUUGCGGAUAGCCCUCCUGGGACAGAACGGCGUGGGGAAGUCCUCGCUGGCCAUCGCCCUGGCUGGAGAGACGGACAGGACGGCCUCUGUGGACUCAGAGGGGGAAGGUUAUGUGCGCACGGUAACCGUGGACGACGAGGAGAGCACCAUCGUUAUCUAUGACAACUGGAGACAGGACCUCUCCACGCUGCAGUGUGACGUGUGUGUGCUGGUGUUCUCUGUGACGGACCGGCGUAGUUUCCACCGCACGGCCCAGCUCCGCCUGCUGCUGAGGGAGACGCAGCCCCACACCCCCAUCAUCCUCGUGGGCAACAAGAGCGACCUGGUGCGCUCCCGAGAGGUCAAUGCGGAAGAGGCCCGCUCCAGUGCGUCCCUGUUCGGCAGCCUGUACCUGGAGCUGUCCACCACCCUGGAGCACCACACGCUGGAGCUGCUGGAGGCGGCGGUGCGGGCGGCCCGGGGCGAGAGCCUGGAGUCUCUGGGGGGCGGUGGAGAGGACGGGGCCGGGGGCGGCCGCCGCGAGAGCCUCACCACCCGCGCCAAGCGCUUCCUGGCCAGCCUGGUGCCACGCUACCCCCGGGAGAGGGACCGGGAGGCGGGCAAGUUCUUCCGGCAGAAGUCCCGCUCCUGCCAUGACCUGGUGGCCUUGUGA
This is a messenger RNA of Engraulis encrasicolus (European anchovy), 861 nucleotides long. Its product is annotated as GTP-binding protein REM 2-like. The coding region runs from base 1 to 861 and encodes 286 amino acids. Gene Ontology annotation, molecular function: calcium channel regulator activity; GTPase activity; GTP binding. Lineage: Eukaryota; Metazoa; Chordata; Actinopteri; Clupeiformes; Engraulidae. The record is from RefSeq and is a predicted model, not a curated record. The transcript is spliced from 4 exons. Gene Ontology annotation, cellular component: plasma membrane.